AGUAGAGGGGAUGGGUUGGGAAUGAGAGAGAGAGUGAGGACGCCCGGCUCCAGAGCAAACGAGAAGCCUCUGCAAGUCCGCCACCUCAGCCACCCGGGUUGAGGUCUGCCCAGGUCUGCUGUAUGGACCAGUGUGGGCGGCAGGCUCCUUUCUGUCUGUGCCCUGCUGCCCCCUAGCUUCCCCCCCCCACUGCUUGGAGAGCCCCUGCCUCCCUCCCCCAAGGUGGAAUCAGCCGGCUAGAGGCUCUCGGGGGAGAGCGAUCGCCUGGCCCUGCCCUGCCCUGCCCACACCACACCAUGACCCUCCUGCUGUUGCCCCUCUUGCUGGCAUCCCUGCUCCCCUCCAGCUCCUGUAACAAAGCCAACAAGCACAAGCCAUGGAUCGAGGCAGAAUACCAGGGCAUCGUCAUGGAGAAUGACAACACGGUCCUGCUGAACCCACCACUCUUUGCCCUGGACAAGGAUGCUCCCCUGCGCUAUGCAGGUGAGAUCUGUGGCUUCCGGCUCCAUGGGUCUGGGGUGCCCUUUGAGGCCGUGAUUCUGGACAAAGCAACCGGAGAAGGGCUGAUCCGGGCCAAGGAGCCAGUGGACUGUGAGACCCAGAAGGAGCACACCUUCACCAUCCAGGCCUACGACUGUGGCGAGGGCCCCGACGGGGCCAACACCAAGAAGUCCCACAAGGCGACUGUGCACGUGCGGGUCAAUGACGUAAAUGAGUUUGCCCCCGUGUUUGUGGAGCGGCUGUACCGCGCUGCGGUAACUGAGGGGAAGCUGUACGACCGCAUUCUGCGGGUGGAAGCCAUCGAUGGUGACUGCUCCCCCCAGUACAGUCAGAUCUGCUACUAUGAGAUCCUCACCCCCAACACGCCCUUCCUCAUCGACAAUGACGGAAACAUCGAGAACACGGAGAAGCUGCAGUACAGUGGCGAGAGACUCUACAAGUUCACGGUGACAGCUUACGACUGUGGGAAGAAGCGGGCAGCGGAUGAUGCCGAGGUGGAGAUCCAGGUGAAGCCCACCUGUAAACCCAGCUGGCAAGGCUGGAACAAAAGGAUUGAAUAUGCACCAGGCGCAGGGAGCCUGGCUUUGUUCCCUGGUAUCCGCCUGGAGACCUGUGAUGAACCUCUCUGGAACAUUCAGGCCACCAUAGAGCUACAGACGAGCCAUGUGGCCAAGGGCUGUGACCGCGACAACUACUCAGAACGGGCACUGCGGAAACUCUGUGGUGCCGCCACCGGGGAGGUAGACCUGUUGCCCAUGCCCGGCCCCAAUGCCAACUGGACGGCCGGACUCUCGGUGCACUACAGCCAGGACAGCAGCCUUAUCUACUGGUUCAACGGCACCCAAGCCGUGCAGGUGCCCCUAGGUGGCACAGCUGGGCUGGGCUCUGGGCCCCAGAACAGCCUCAGUGACCAUUUUACUCUGUCCUUCUGGAUGAAGCAUGGUGUGACCCCCAACAAGGGCAAAAAGGAAGAGGAAACCAUCGUGUGUAACACUGUCCAGAAUGAGGAUGGCUUCUCUCACUACUCGCUGACCGUCCAUGGCUGCAGAAUUGCCUUCCUCUACUGGCCUCUGCUUGAGAGUGCCCGCCCAGUCAAGUUCCUCUGGAAGCUGGAGCAGGUCUGUGAUGAUGAAUGGCACCACUAUGCUUUGAACCUGGAGUUCCCCACAGUCACGCUUUAUGCUGAUGGCAUCUCAUUUGACCCUGCCCUCAUCCAUGACAAUGGUCUCAUCCACCCGCCCCGAAGGGAACCUGCUCUCAUGAUUGGGGCCUGCUGGACUGAGGAGAAGAACAAAGAGAAGGAAAAGGGAGGAGACAACAGUACAGACACCACACAAGGAGACCCCUUGCCGAUCCACCACUACUUCCAUGGCUACCUGGCUGGUUUCAGCGUGCGCUCAGGCCGCCUGGAGAGCCGCGAGGUCAUCGAGUGCCUCUAUGCAUGUCGGGAGGGGCUGGACUAUAGGGAUUUCGAGAGCCUGGGCAAAGGCAUGAAGGUCCACGUGAACCCCUCGCAGUCCCUGCUCACCCUGGAGGGGGAUGAUGUGGAGACCUUCAACCAUGCCCUGCAGCAUGUGGCUUACAUGAACACUCUGCGCUUUGCCACGCCUGGCGUCAGGCCCCUGCGCCUCACCACUGCUGUCAAGUGCUUCAGCGAAGAAUCCUGUGUCUCCAUCCCCGAAGUGGAGGGGUACGUGGUGGUCCUUCAGCCUGAUGCCCCCCAGAUCCUGCUGAGUGGCACUGCUCAUUUUGCUCGCCCGGCUGUGGACUUUGAGGGACCUGAGGGGAUCCCCUUGUUCCCCGAUCUUCAAAUCACUUGCUCCAUUUCCCACCAGGUGGAGGCCAAAAAGGAUGAGAAUUGGCAGGGCACAGUGACAGACACACGCAUGUCAGAUGAGAUCGUGCACAACCUGGAUGGCUGUGAGAUUUCUCUGGUCGGGGAUGAUCUGGACCCCGAGCGGGAAAGCCUGCUCCUAGACAUGGCGUCCUUGCAGCAGCGAGGGCUGGAACUCACCAACACGUCUGCCUACCUCACCAUUGCCGGGGUGGAGAGCAUCACUGUGUACGAAGAGAUCCUGAGGCAGGCUCAUUAUCGGCUGCGACACGGAGCUGCCCUCUAUGCUAGGAAAUUCCGGCUGUCCUGCUCAGAAAUGAAUGGCCGUUACUCCAGCAAUGAAUUCAUCGUGGAGGUCAAUGUCCUGCACAGCAUGAACCGGGUCGCCCACCCCAGCCACAUGCUCAGCUCCCAGCAGUUCCUGCACCGCGGCCACCAGCCCCCUCCUGAGAUGGCCGGACACAGCCUGGCCAGCUCCCACCGAAACUCCAUGGUCCCCAGCGCAGCGACUCUCAUCAUUGUGGUGUGUGUGGGGUUCCUGGUGCUCAUGGUCAUCCUGGGCCUCGUGCGUAUCCACUCCCUUCACCGCCGUGUCUCAGGGGCUGGCGGGCCUCCAGAGGCCUCCAGUGACCCCAAAGACCCUGACCUCUUCUGGGAUGACUCGGCACUCACCAUUAUCGUGAACCCCAUGGAGUCCUACCAGAAUCGGCAGGCCUGUGUGGCGGGGGCUGCCGGUGGCCAGCAGGAGGACGAGGACAGCAGCGACUCGGAGGCAGCCGACUCCCCCAGCAGCAACGAGAGACGCAUCAUCGAGACCCCUCCACACCGCUACUGAUGCUGCACCCUUCCCCGAACAGAGAGAGAUUUCUGCCCUGGUGAGACAGAGACACCCCCAGAAAAGAGAGAAGGACCUUCUGAGAGAAGAGACCAAGAGGGAGAGAGCUCUUUGGAACGAGUCUUCCUUUAAUCCCCAAAUCCCAGUGGGCCGCGCUGGGGUCUGCCUCCUCCCCGGCCCCCACCCCACCUCCCUCCUGUGCCUCUGGGCUCCUGUUCCCUGGAAGACUUUGGCUGCCUUCUCUGCACCCCCCCCCCCCGGCAGUGGCCCCUUAGCUCGCCCAUGUCUCUGUCUCUCCCCCACCAGGCGCACCCUGCCUGGAGUGGGGGUCACUAGCAGUGGCAGGGGCCCGGGUGGAAUUGAAGGGGGAACCCUUCCCUACUCUCCUGUCCACGGAGGCCUGUCUUCCCCAGGGCUUCCGCAGCUGGGAGGAAGCUUCCGUCCUCUCCUCCCUCUCUUUCCACUUCAUUCUGGGGAUCCCUGCUUCUUUACCUUGCCCGCUCUCCUUCCUUUUCUGUCCUCUUUCCCCUCUUCUCCUUGCCUGAGGGCCUGCAGCCCCUGCCCCUUCCUACAUGACCUGGUUGAGGCUGGGUUGUGGGGAUGGCAGGGGGAGCGGGGGCCCCAGGUGUAUUAUAUAUAAUGUAUAUUUUUUCAUGUUGCUGUGAGCGCAGCCCCCGUGUUCUGUGUGCAGCUCACGGCCUUGUGUGUGUGUGUGUGUGGCAUCGUCAUGUCCUGGGAGGGGGGAGAGGGGGGAGGGGGAUGGGUGUGGUGAGGGAGGGGAUGCACCCUAGGGUUUUCAAAUAAAACAACCAGAAAAAGCUCCGUGA
Lynx canadensis (Canada lynx) is the source of this 3997-nucleotide messenger RNA. RefSeq names its product calsyntenin 3 (gene CLSTN3). Gene Ontology annotation, biological process: positive regulation of synapse assembly; homophilic cell-cell adhesion; positive regulation of synaptic transmission. Gene Ontology annotation, molecular function: amyloid-beta binding; X11-like protein binding; kinesin binding. The transcript has 18 exons. Gene Ontology annotation, cellular component: postsynaptic membrane; cell surface. NCBI's taxonomy places the organism in Eukaryota, Metazoa, Chordata, Mammalia, Carnivora, Felidae. Bases 297 to 3170 code for a protein of 957 amino acids. The record is from RefSeq and is a predicted model, not a curated record.